UGCAAAUUAUAAUAUUAGAGAACACAAUCAAUCUAUUCCCGAGUCAAGAUCAAUUCAUGAAGUCGGUGAAUAUAAUCAGCCUAUUCCUGUGUCAAGUGCAAAUUAUAAUAUCAGAGAACACAAUCAAUCUAUUCCCGAGUCAAGAUCAAUUCAUGAAGUCGGUGAAUAUAAUCAACCUAUUCCUGUGUCAAGUGCAAAUUAUAAUAUUAGAGAACACAAUCAAUCUAUUCCCGAGUCAAGAUCAAUUCAUGAAGUCGGCGAAUAUAAUCAACCUAUUUCUGUGUCAAGUGCAAAUUAUAAUAUUAGAGAACACAAUCAAUCUAUUCCCGAGUCAAGAUCAACUCAUGAAGUCGGUGAAUAUAAUCAAACUAUUCCUGUGUCAAGUCCUAGGUCAAUUUCUCCAAAGAAACUUACAAAGAAGCCAUCUCCAACUAUUAACACUAAAGCUGCUUUAGCAGAUAUAAUGGAGUUUUUUAAUCAACCAAUGAACUACGAAAAGUCUGAUGAUGAUACAGAUGAAGAUGAUAUAACAUCUGUAUCAAAAUAUGAUAAACUGUUUAUUCACAGAACUCCUCGGAAUAAUAUUGUAAAUGAUGAAAAUAUUGCUCCACCAAAUUAUUCUGAUCAUCAUGGUAACUUUAGAAUGGUUCCAUUUGAACUCUUAACACCAAUACAAGAGACUAGUCGAGAGUAUAGGUCAACCUCUAAUACAUCUAUAUAUCAAUCAGAUGGUUUUAUAACUUUAGAUUUAGGAUCUGUGAUUGAAACGCCAAAGCCUAAAAAUUUAGAACAAUCUCUCUUUACAAAACCUCCUCAAUUAUUCCCGGUAUCUUCAAAUCCUUGUAACCCACUUGAGACUAGGUUAGUUGACCAAUUUUUGUCAUCUUUAAAUCCUUCAUUGUUACAAUAUCCUGGUUUUUAUGAUAUGAGAGGCGAAUAUUCAAAUAAUCACGCCAAGUUAGAAAGAAUUGCUCGAAAUUGGGAUAAAAAUUGCCGACGUCGUAUCAGCAAUGCAACAAAUUUAGAUGAACCAAUCAGAUUAUUUAAUGACUCCUUUUUAAUCCGUCAAAAGAUUGGUGAAGGUGCAUAUGGCAAAGUCUAUCGCGUAUUGGAUAUGAAGUUCAUGACCGAAUGUCAUAAAGACUCCCGGGUAUCACGUGCUUUAAAGCUUCAAAUACCUUCUACGGCUUGGGAAUUUUAUAUAAUUCGAAAAUUACAUGAAAGAAUCAUUUCACCUACAAUCAAUUCUAUAAUAACUGCUCAUUCUUUGUAUUAUUAUAAAGAUGAAAGUUAUUUGCUCACCGAACUUUGUUCUCAUGGAACGAUCGUGGAUGCUAUAAAUACGGCUAAAAGAGAAAAUUCUACAAUGGAUGAAAUUUUGGUAAUUUUUUUCACUGUUGAACUUAUGAAAAUCGUUGAAGCAAUCCAUGAAGCGGGAAUAAUUCAUGGUGAUAUAAAAGCGGAUAAUUGUUUGUUGAGGUUGGAACGAACAGUUGAAUGGGAUGCCCAGUAUGAUCCAUCAGGUGCUGGUGGUUGGUCAAAGAAAGGAAUUAAACUAAUCGACUUUGGAAGAGCAAUCGAUGCUACAUUAUUUCCUCCUGAUAUGAAAUUUAUAGCUGAUUGGAAAUGUGAUGACCAAAAUUGCGUGGAAAUGAGAGAAGGUAGACCAUGGAAAUGGCAAGCAGAUUAUUACGGUCUAGCUGGUGUAAUACAUUGUAUGUUACAUAAUGAAUAUAUGCAGAUUACUCCUGUACGAAUGGAUGUUGAUUCAUUCUCAUCAUGCACAACUAUUUUGACAAAAAAAUAUAAGCCAAUACAAUCUUUCAAACGCUAUUGGCAAGGAAACCUAUGGGGUAGGUUAUUUGAUAUGCUACUGAACCCAUCAUUAGUUCGUUCAGACGGACGAUUACCAAUAACUCAAGAACUAAAUAACAUAAGGAGAGAGUUUGAACAAUAUUUGAUUGCUAAUUGUGAAAAAAUUGGAAAAGAGUUAAAAGCACAAUUGAAACGAUUAGAAGUUAAUUGUGAAAUAAAUUAUCAUGGUUGA
Messenger RNA from Dentiscutata erythropus, 2047 nucleotides. The record is from the annotation of a GenBank genome assembly. Lineage: Eukaryota; Fungi; Glomeromycota; Glomeromycetes; Diversisporales; Gigasporaceae.